AUGUACCACGCGCAAAGCUUCGCAGAGAAUGGCUUCAUGACGGAACUGGUUGGGUACGGAGGGUCGGACGUGAUUCCUGCUCUCGAACGCCUACCGCGAGUUCAGAUACGCCACCUUCCAGACCCACCGUGGAUACUAAAGAAACUUCCCUUCGUCGUUGCUGCGCCAUUUAAGAUCUUGCACCAAUUAACGGCAAUCCUACUCAUCCUUUUGGUCUAUAUCGAAAAGCCCCCCGAGUUCCUGCUGGUCCAGAACCCGCCAAGUAUACCCACCCUCGCUAUCGUGCAGCUUGUUGCCCGAAUACGUGGAAGCAAGGUCAUCAUCGACUGGCACAAUCUCGGAUAUAGCAUCUUGGCUCUCAGACUCGGCCAAAACCACAUCUUCGUCCGGAUAUCAGAAUGGUUCGAACGCACCUUUGGCCAAUCCGCCUACGCGCACUUGUUCGUUACCCGCGCCAUGCGAGAUCACUUGGUAAAGGAAUGGGAUCUCCGGGGGCAUAAGGUUGUACUGCACGAUCGACCACCACGACACUUUCACCGCUCCUCUCCUCAAGAAACGCAUGAACUCUUCCAAAGACUUCGACCACUCCUCGCGUUCCACAAACCCCUGCGCGGUUUCCUCCCAAAGGAUGAUCCUCCAUACUCCACUCCAUUCACCGAAAUCGGUGUACGACAGACCUCUAGAUCCCCGAAUCGGGCUUCUACCCAGGGGCGAGUGCAGAUCGUUUCUCGCCCGACUUCGCCAGGCGUGAAUGCGCUCGGAGACUACACUGAAAUCCGGGCACCGUCUCUACGACCGGACAGACCAGCUCUCCUGGUAUCCAGCACGUCUUGGACCCCCGAUGAAGACUUUGGCAUCCUGCUUCAAGCUUUGAGUAUCUACGAGCUUCGCGCAAGGGAGGUAAACAAGGAGGCCUCUAAAGGAACAACGCUACCAAAAGUCCUGGCUAUUGUCACAGGAAAAGGGCCACUGAAGGAUAGAUAUAUGAAGGAGGUGUCCGCCCUUCAAGAGUCCUGGCAAUGGGUGCGGUGCAUCAGCCUUUGGUUAGAGGCGGAGGAUUAUCCAAUUUUACUUGGCUCGGCGGACCUGGGAGUCUCAUUGCAUUCUAGUUCUUCGGCUCUCGACCUACCUAUGAAGGUGGUGGACAUGUUUGGAUGCGGGCUCCCCGUCUGCGCCUUGGGUUUCUCCUGCCUGCCAGAACUCGUUAAACAUGGAAAGAACGGUCUAAUAUUCCGUAGCGCUCCCGAGUUGGCAGAGCAACUCGAGGACCUAUUCACUUCAUUCCCCCAAGCCAAAAGUCUAGCUGCGCUGAGUCUUUCUCUGGCAAGUACGGCAACACGCCCUUCAACGCCGAAUGUCCACGGCUCGAGAAAGUACAAAACAUCUACACGCGACGAUGAUUGGAAGUGGUCCAACUGGGAAGACAACUGGGCGCAGACCAUGAGACCGCUUAUCUUGAACGAUGUCAACUUGUGA
Molecule: messenger RNA, 1476 nt
Organism: Coprinopsis cinerea okayama7#130
Lineage: Eukaryota; Fungi; Basidiomycota; Agaricomycetes; Agaricales; Psathyrellaceae
Product: beta-1,4-mannosyltransferase
Exons: 9
Coding region: 1-1476 (491 amino acids)
Cellular component (GO): endoplasmic reticulum
Molecular function (GO): mannosyltransferase activity
Source: RefSeq, a predicted model, not a curated record